Messenger RNA from Sclerotinia sclerotiorum 1980 UF-70, 2334 nucleotides. RefSeq lists its product as hypothetical. Bases 1 to 2334 code for a protein of 777 amino acids. Gene Ontology annotation, molecular function: beta-glucosidase activity. The record is from RefSeq and is a predicted model, not a curated record. NCBI's taxonomy places the organism in Eukaryota, Fungi, Ascomycota, Leotiomycetes, Helotiales, Sclerotiniaceae. The transcript is spliced from 5 exons. Gene Ontology annotation, biological process: glucan catabolic process.
AUGAAGGUCUCUUCAGCCUCCCUGGCGACUUUGCUGGCCUACACCGCCAAUGCCUCUUAUACCAAUUCUACUCCACUGUACAAAGAUCCAAAUGCAAGUGUGGAUGACAGAGUUUCAGACUUGCUGUCUCGAAUGACCAUUCAAGAUAAAACUGCACAAUUGAUCCAGGGCGAUAUUUCGAAUUGGCGUAAUAUGACAGAUGGCAGGUUUAAUGCAAGCGGUUUAGAAUGGAAUAUGGCUACUCGAGCUGGUCAAUUCUACGUCGGUUAUCCAGUUGCGCAACAGCUGAUUGCGGACGGAAUCAAGCAAGCGCAAGAUUAUCUUAUGCACAACACCACAUUAGGAAUACCAGCUUUGGUUCAAAGUGAAGGUAUUCAUGGUUUCUUGAUUGAAAAUGCAACUAUCUUCAAUUCCCCAAUUGGACACGCUUGCUCUUGGAAUCCGGAUUUGAUUCGAAAGAUGGGAGCAGCCAUUGCACAGGAGUCACUGGCACUUGGUGUUAACCAAAUAUUUGGACCUUUGGGUGACUUGGCCCGUGAGUUGAGAUACGGCAGAGUUGAAGAGACUUUCGGUGAGGAUGGGUAUUUGGCAGGUGAGAUGGGAUAUGCUUAUGUUAAAGGUCUUCAAGCUGGAAAUGUCAGCUCGACAGUCAAACAUUUUGCAGCGUAUGGAACUCCCGAACAAGGGUUGAACACUGGCCCACAACAUGGUGGAGAGAGAGAACUUCGAACUACCUAUCUCCCAUCCUAUAAGCGCAUAAUCUUGGAUGCUGAUGCAUGGUCUAUUAUGUCGGCUUAUCAUUCAUAUGACGGUGUCGCGCUCGUAGCCAGUCACCAUAUUCUUACGGAAAUUCUCAGAGAAGAAUGGGGCUACAAGUACUGGGUAACUAGCGAUGCCGGUGCUACAGAUCGUCUUUGCGAUAACUUCAAGAUGUGCCGAUCUAAAGGUAACGGGCUACCUAUCGAUUCAGAAGCAGUAACCAUGUUUGCACUUCCUGCAGGAAAUGAUGUCGAGAUGGGUGGCGGCUCCUUUAACUUCGAGAAAAUCCCAGAACUUGUGGAAUCUGGAGUCUUAGAUAUUGACAUUGUUGACACCGCUGUAUCGCGUCUUCUCCGUGCCAAGUUCACCCAGGGUCUUUUCGAAAACCCUUAUCUUGCGGUGCCAGCUAACCAAACAGCAUCUUUGAUCCACACUCCAGAAACCAUUGCUCUGGCUCGAGAACUAGACGCUGAAUCGAUUGUUUUGUUGGAAAAUGGUGAAGGUGUCCUCCCUCUUUCAAAGACGGCGAAUGUGGCUGUAAUUGGACCUAUGGCGCAUGGAUUCAUGAACUAUGGUGAUUACGUCGUCAACGGAAGUAUGUACCGUGGAGUAACUCCAUUAGAUGGUAUAAAAGCUGCUAGUUCAGGAACUAUUACUUAUGCCCAAGGCUGCGAGCGCUGGUCAAACGAUCAAUCCGGAUUUGAUGAAGCUGUUUCCGCCGCUCAAGCUGCCGAUGUCGCUGUUGUCGUUGUUGGAACAUGGUCAAGAGACCAAAAUCAACUUUGGCAAGGAUUAAAUGCCACGACUGGAGAGCAUGUUGACGUGGCUUCCCUAAACCUUGUCGGUGCUAUGCCCCACCUGGUCAAAGCUAUCAUCGAUACCGGAAAGCCUACCGUAGUUGUUUUCUCCUCCGGUAAACCCAUCACCGAAGCAUGGAUUUCCGAAAGCGCAUCUGCAUUAGUCCAACAAUUCUACCCCUCUGAAGAAGGAGGAAAUGCACUCGCAGAUGUCCUUUUCGGUGACGUAAACCCAAGUGGUAAAUUAUCCGUUGGCUUCCCCUACGACGUCGGCACCACCCCAAUUUACUACGACUACCUGAACUCUGGACGACCAGUUGAUGCAGGUAAAGAGUACGCCAACGGCACCCUAUCCUUUGGUCAUCAAUACGUCCUCAAUUCCCCUGUGCCCCUCUACGAGUUCGGCUAUGGAAAGUCUUACUCCACAUUCGAAUAUUCAAACGUUACUCUCUCGGCCAGAAAUGUUAGCGCUACUGACACCAUUACUGCUACUCUCUCAGUCACCAACAACUCAACACGUGAUGGCUCGGAAGUUGUGCAACUCUACAUCCAAGACGUGAUCAGCAGCGUCGUUGUUCCAAAUAUUCAACUCAAGGGUUUCCAGAAGGUGGCCAUCAAAGCAGGUGAAACGGAAACGGUAAAUAUUGAUUUGAAGGUGCAGGAUGUUGGUUUGUGGGAUAUUAAAAUGAAGUAUGUGGUUGAGCCUGGAGAUUUCGUCGUCCAUAUUGGAAGUUCGAGUGCGGAUUUCAGGACGAGUGCUACUUUUACGGUGGUUUAG